This is a messenger RNA of Solea senegalensis (Senegalese sole), 2892 nucleotides long. RefSeq names its product dolichyl-diphosphooligosaccharide--protein glycosyltransferase subunit STT3B. Lineage: Eukaryota; Metazoa; Chordata; Actinopteri; Pleuronectiformes; Soleidae. Gene Ontology annotation, biological process: post-translational protein modification. Gene Ontology annotation, cellular component: membrane. The coding region runs from base 260 to 2674 and encodes 804 amino acids. Gene Ontology annotation, molecular function: dolichyl-diphosphooligosaccharide-protein glycotransferase activity. The transcript is spliced from 16 exons. The record is from RefSeq and is a predicted model, not a curated record.
CCACCGGCGUUCUAUCGCGAAACGGAUUGACUGUUGCGGGCACUGAACGUGGCGCAUGAGAGUGCGUGUCGGGAUGUAACGGCCGCCUGUCCGUGUAACGACACUGAAUUUCAACACACAAACGAGCGUUAAAGCCCGGGGGACUCCGAGGAUAAGACACACCGGGAGAGCGGGUGCAAAAACAAGGGAGCGGAGACAGACACGGGAGCGUGGCAGGAGACGGACGCUCGAGCAAGCCCAACCGACACCGCGCGCAGAAAUGGCGGAGCACCACACAGUCAGCGACGGCAAGCACAAAGCGUCCACCAGUGCCGGGAGCUCGGUGCACGGGAACAGCCGACCCGGCGCCGCGGGUGGAGGAGGGGGCAAAGGAGGCCUCUCUGGCGGACUGACACAACCGGCGGGGUGGCAGUCGUUACUCUCGUUUAGUAUUCUUUUUCUGGCCUGUCUGGCAGGAUUCAGCUCCAGACUUUUCGCCGUGAUCCGGUUCGAGAGCAUCAUUCACGAGUUUGAUCCGUGGUUCAACUACAGGUCAACACACCAUCUCACCACAAAUGGCUUCUACGAGUUCCUCAACUGGUUCGACGAGAGGGCCUGGUACCCCUUGGGUCGGAUCGUCGGUGGCACCGUCUAUCCAGGGUUAAUGGUGACCGCGGGCCUCAUCCACUACGUGCUUAACCUGCUCCACAUCACCGUCCACAUCCGGGACGUGUGUGUCUUUCUGGCGCCCGUGUUCAGCGGUUUGACCGCCAUCUCCACCUUCCUGCUGACCCGGGAGCUGUGGAACCAGGGCGCAGGGCUGCUGGCGGCCUGCUUCAUCGCCAUUGUCCCUGGCUACAUCUCCCGUUCUGUGGCUGGCUCUUUUGACAAUGAGGGCAUCGCGAUCUUUGCUCUGCAGUUCACCUACUACCUCUGGGUGAAGUCGGUGAAGACGGGCUCAGUAUUCUGGACUAUUGGCUGUUGUCUGUCCUAUUUCUACAUGGUGUCGGCAUGGGGAGGCUACGUGUUUAUCAUCAACCUGAUUCCUCUGCAUGUGUUUGUGCUGCUGCUAAUGCAACGCUACAGCAGAAGAGUCUACAUCGCAUACAGCACCUUCUUCAUUGUGGGUCUAGUGUUGUCGAUGCAGGUCCCUUUCGUUGGGUUCCAACCAAUCAGGACCAGUGAGCACAUGGCAGCUGCCGGUGUGUUUGCACUUCUCCAAGCCUAUGCCUUCCUGCAAUACCUGAAGGACAGACUAACCAGACAGGAGUUCCAAACACUGUUCUUCCUCGGGGUCUCUCUUGCUGCCGGCGUGGUCUUCCUCACAGUCAUCUAUCUCACGUACACAGGAUACAUCGCUCCAUGGAGCGGCCGUUUCUACUCUCUGUGGGACACGGGCUACGCUAAGAUCCAUAUUCCCAUCAUAGCGUCAGUGUCGGAGCACCAGCCAACGACUUGGGUUUCCUUCUUCUUUGAUCUCCACAUCCUGGUCUGCACCUUUCCAGCAGGCCUGUGGUUCUGCAUCAAGAACAUCAAUGAUGAACGAGUGUUUGUGGCCCUGUACGCCAUCAGUGCCGUCUACUUUGCCGGCGUGAUGGUGCGACUGAUGCUGACGCUGACUCCGGUGGUGUGCAUGUUGUCGGCGGUGGCGUUCUCCAGCGUCUUUGAACAUUACAUGGGAGACGACACAAAGAGGGAGAAGCCGCCCGCCGAGGACAGCAGCGACGAGGACGACAAGAGGAAUUCUGGGAAUCUCUACGACAAGGCCGGGAAGGUGCGCAAACAUGUGUCGGAGCAAGAGAAGGCAGAGGAGGGUCUGGGUCCCAACAUCAAGUCCAUCGUCACCAUGUUGAUGUUGAUGCUGCUCAUGAUGUUUGCCGUCCACUGCACGUGGGUCACCAGCAACGCCUACUCCAGUCCCAGCGUGGUGCUGGCCUCAUACAACCAUGACGGGACACGGAAUAUCCUGGAUGACUUCAGGGAGGCUUACUAUUGGUUGAGACAGAACACCGAUGAGCACGUGCGCGUCAUGUCAUGGUGGGACUACGGUUACCAGAUAGCCGGCAUGGCCAACAGGACCACGCUGGUGGAUAAUAACACGUGGAACAACAGUCACAUAGCGCUGGUGGGGAAAGCCAUGUCGUCCAACGAGAGCGCGGCCUACGAAAUCAUGAGGUCGCUGGACGUGGACUACGUGCUCAUCAUCUUCGGAGGCGUCAUCGGCUACUCGGGCGACGACAUAAACAAGUUCCUGUGGAUGGUGAGGAUAGCGGAGGGGGAGCACCCAAAGGACAUCAGGGAGAGCGACUACUUCACGCCACAGGGGGAGUUCAGAGUGGAUAAGGCUGGAUCGCCAACUCUGCUCAACUGCCUCAUGUACAAGAUGUCCUACUAUCGAUUUGGUGAAAUGCAGCUGGACUUCCGGACGCCACCUGGCUUCGACCGCACACGUAACGCCGAGAUCGGAAACAAGGACAUCAAGUUCAAGCACCUGGAGGAGGCGUUCACCUCGGAGCACUGGCUGGUCAGGAUCUACAAGGUGAAGAACCUGGACAACAGGGAGCCGCUGGACCACAAGCCUCGCAGCGUCGCGCCCAAGCAGAAGUACACCUCCAAAAAGACCGCCAAGAGAAAGCGAGGACACAUCAAGAACAAGUUUGUCCUGAGGAAAGGCAAGAAACUACAAAAGAAAUAACCCCAUGGUGCUGAUGAUGGACUCCUCUAGGAAAACAAACAAAUGCGAAGAAACCUCCAACCACCAAUGAAGAAGAACACGGCGGGCUGUUUCUGUGGCUCUCGUUGUCGAGAGCGUCUCAUUACAGCGCCCCCAUGUGUUGAGGAAUUUGAAGUGUCAUAUCUGGCUCGCUCCAGAACUAUUGUCCGUUUUAUUCUGAGGACUGCUGUCUUGCUUCU